GUUGUGCUUCGAAGAAAGAAUUUUCAGCGUAUCGAAAAUUCAAAGAACGCAGCAGUCUUAGUGCAUUAUUCUGUAAAACGGUAGGGCGAGAAUCUUGGGAGUUGUAUACAAAAGCGAUUUAAAUGUUCGCCAUAUUGAUUUAAGGUCGAGUAUCGUGUUCCUGGGGAGGAAGCAACGAAUAACGGCUGGACUUUCGAAAAAUAAGUCUGACUAACUUUGAUAUUUUUAUCUGCAACGUUUGCUGUUGACGUAAGGAAUAUCAUUGUUAUUGGAGUGCUGAAGGGCGUGACGUGCAUUAAGUGGUAGAAGUUCCCAAGAGUAAAGAUGGCCUGCGCAACUUUGAAGAGAACGCUGGAUUUCGAUCCAGUCCACAACCACGGAAGACCAUCAAAACGUAGACGUUGUGCUCCAAUGUGUGUAUCACCUAAUUCAUCAACAUCUAACCAGCCUGAACUUCAUCCGUCUCCUUUUGGGGAGGUUUGCCCAAAACUCACUCCGGAGAAAAUGGCUGCAAGCAUUCGUGAGGAAAUUCGGCGGCUUCAUCGGCGAAAACAGCUUGGCUUCUAUCCGGGUCAUGAAUGCUCAAAUCAGGAAUCAUCAUCAGAUGGAGCGAUGGAGUCCCCAGGUUCACCGUCUACCGCAUCAUUUGCAACGACAUAUUCCAGCAGCCGGGAGAAACCUUUAUUUACGUUUAGAGAGGUUGGUUUGAUUUGUGAACGCAUGCUGAAGGAGCGAGAGAGCCAAAUUCGUGAGGAGUACGAUCGUGUUUUAAACAUAAAGCUAUCAGAGCAGUAUGAUGCCUUUGUGAAAUUUACUUAUGAUCAGAUUCAGAAACGUUUUGAGGCUGCUGCUGUACCAAGUUAUUUGUCUUAAACAACUGUUGCUGCCAUGAAUGAUGCAGCAGCUCAAAUUCUUUCAGAACCACGUUUUCCUUGUAGUCUUAAAUGCUGUGCCUAAUAAUUAUAUAAAUUGCUGAGUAAAAAUGCAAUGAACAGACUUCAUAAGAAGACGAAAUUGGUAGAAAGGAAAUCUGUGCAUAGCAGUGGGGAAUUAUGUAUGUUGCUAGGCAUUUCCCUUUAUGUUGACUGCAUAUUGUCAAUAAUAAAUAUUUUGUACAUGUCCCGGUUGCCACAGUUAACUUGAACCCUAGUUGUGCCAUGUAAUGAGCAACUGUUUAGAAUUGUUUUGCAGUAUAACUGAGAUCUUAAAGUGAAAGGCAGUUGAAAAUAAUAAGUUCACUUAAAGUACUAGAAGUAAAGAUAUUUCUAUGGAGGCAUGCUGAAUGUUAGCGAUAAAGUCGCUUUGCUGAGAAUUGUGGAAACCUGAUUGGUGACAAAUGAAGUCAAUGCAGUAAUAGUGAACUGGCUUGAAUGUGUAGAAGAAAUUCAUUGUCACAUCAUGCACAUAUUAAUAUAUCAGCUUAUAUUUCCAGAAGGCUCUGUUACGGAAAGGAUAAUUGCACUUCUGUGUAGUGUGGAAAGGAGUGGCAUGACAUGCAGAGGAGGAAUUGAUGACACCGAACUGUAGGACUGUGCACUUCAUAUCGUACUGUGGAACAGCUGUAAAGUGGAAAAUUUGUCUUCAAAAUUAGUUAAUCCUUGUUUAUUGUUGUAUUGUAUAACAAACAUUUUGAGAAUAUUAAAGUGUGACUGUCACCUCAUUCACUAAAUGCUGUUUCAUUGAUAUUGUGCUUAAAUUGAUAAUUUAGUUAAUGUAGAUUGUAAUGCUGAGUGUAACAUAUUAGGCGUACAUAGGAAUAUUGUCAAUCAGUGACUGAUUCUGCAGCCAGUGAAAGGUAAGUAUACCUCUGUGUGUGUGUGUGUGUGUGUGUGUGUGUGUGUGUGUGUGUGUGUGUGUGUG
Molecule: messenger RNA, 1860 nt
Organism: Schistocerca serialis cubense
Lineage: Eukaryota; Metazoa; Arthropoda; Insecta; Orthoptera; Acrididae
Product: akirin-2
Exons: 4
Coding region: 325-873 (182 amino acids)
Biological process (GO): positive regulation of innate immune response; positive regulation of transcription by RNA polymerase II
Cellular component (GO): nucleus; chromatin
Molecular function (GO): transcription coregulator activity
Source: RefSeq, a predicted model, not a curated record